UCCAGCUCCUUCCCGGACUUCGCCAUAGUUCCGAAACUCCCCUGCACCCCAAGCUCAACCAGAGCCUAGCCAGCCGGCAGCGCUUCCGGGGGCGAUCACGUGACAUCAGUGCGCCGGCGCUCUCUUUAUGGCCGUUGAAUGGGCGGGACAUGGCCGGAACUAAAGUGCGCGGGGUCACAGUUGUCGCACGUCGUGACGGCUGGGGUUGAAUGCAGCGGUUGGUGAUCUCUCCUCUUUUCUUCUUUCAUUCGCCUCAGAAGAGAACAGUCACCACACUCAUGGCAGGGAUUUUGCGUUCAAUAGUUCAGAGGCCCCCAGGCAGACUCCAAACUGUGACAAAAGGUGUGGAGUCUCUUAUUUGCACGGAUUGGAUUCGUCACAAAUUUACCAAGUCAAGAAUUCCAGAUAAAGUAUUUCAGCCUUCACCUGCAGAUCAUGAAAAAUACGGUGGGGAUCCACAGCACCCUCAUAAACUGCAUAUUGUUACCAGAAUAAAAAGUACAAAAAGACGUCCAUAUUGGGAAAAAGAUAUAAUAAAGAUGCUUGGAUUAGAAAAAGCACAUACUCCUCAAGUUCACAAGAAUAUCCCUUCAGUGAACGCAAAACUGAAAGUGGUUAAACAUUUGAUAAGGAUCAAGCCCCUGAAGUUGCCCCAAGGACUUCCAGCAGAGGAGGACAUGUCUAACACGUGCCUCAAGAGCACUGGGGAAUUAGUGGUGCAGUGGCAUCUAAACCCCAUAGACCAGGAAGCAGUUAAGUCCUAAGGCCAGAGCAGUUUCAUAUUAAAAAAUGUAAAUCAUUUUUAUUUAAAGGUAGUGAGAAAGUGUUCUCAUUAAAAUAUAUUUUAAAUACUAGUCCUUUUCACUGGCUAAACAUGGUGUGAUUCUUCCUUAUAUAGGCUUGGAGGUUUCAGUGCUGUUAUUUGGUUUAAUACUCUCUCUUUUCCCUCUGAUCGUUUCAUUGCAGAAUGGGCAAGAAUGGUGUUAUUUGAACAUCUGGGUUUAGAGGUCACCUUAGCAAUCACCAUUGAUUUUUCUUUUUUUUUUCACCAUUGAUUUUUUUUAAAAAUACUGUUUUCUCUUUUAAUUGAAUUCAACAGAUUCUGUGAGUGUCCCUUUGAGUGAGCAGUGUGUUAUAUGUGGAGAAAUGCACAGCUGACCAGAACACGGUCCCUGCCCAUCAGGAGCUUAGUCUGUUUUGCUAGGGAACAGAGACUCAGCCACAGUCAUUAAACAUUAGGUGUAGCUAGAUUGGCUGCUUUGUGCUUUAGUGUCUAUAAAUAUUUAUGUAGACUUGAUUGCAUUUUAUUCUUAAGCUUAAUACCAAAAAUAGUAUCUGUUUUCUAAUUAUAAAUUUAAUUUGGCCUACA
Leptonychotes weddellii (Weddell seal) is the source of this 1369-nucleotide messenger RNA. RefSeq names its product mitochondrial ribosomal protein L30 (gene MRPL30). NCBI's taxonomy places the organism in Eukaryota, Metazoa, Chordata, Mammalia, Carnivora, Phocidae. Gene Ontology annotation, molecular function: structural constituent of ribosome. Gene Ontology annotation, biological process: translation. The record is from RefSeq and is a predicted model, not a curated record. Gene Ontology annotation, cellular component: large ribosomal subunit; mitochondrion.